CCUUCGUCCCUGAAUCAAAAACCCUAACUCUCUCCCUCCCUCUCUCUCUCUCUCUCUCUUGAAAGUUGCAGAGAAGUGAAGAGAAGGAAAAAAAAAAAAAGAGAGAAGAAUUAACAGUGAUGAUUGGGUGAGAACAAUAAAGGAACAGUGAUGUACAAAGAGCGAGGUGUCUCUGCCUCCAAAUCGGAGGAUCGAAAGCGAAUCAACGACGUCCUCGACAAGCAGUUGGAACGAUCCUCUCCUUCCACUUCAAGACCCAAAGACAAAGACCCUCGCUCCUCCAAAAACUCCAACCUCUCUGAGGAAUCCGAAACCGACAGUGAAGAGUCUGAUGUUAGUGGUUCGGACGGAGAUGACACGUCGUGGAUCUCAUGGUUCUGCAAUUUGAGAGGAAAUGAAUUCUUUUGCGAGGUUGAUGAUGAUUACAUCCAAGACGAUUUCAAUCUCUGUGGAUUAAGCAGUCAAGUGCCUUAUUAUGAUUAUGCUCUUGAUUUAAUUUUGGAUGUGGAAUCCUCCCAUGGUGACAUGUUUACAGAGGAACAAAAUGAGUUGAUUGAAUCCGCCGCGGAGAUGCUUUAUGGUCUGAUUCACGCACGAUAUGUGUUGACAAGUAAAGGAAUGGCUGCCAUGCUUGACAAGUACAAGAACUAUGAUUUUGGUAGAUGCCCAAGAGUGUACUGCUCUGGACAACCCUGCCUUCCAGUUGGUCAGUCAGACAUUCCUCGGUCAAGUACUGUGAAAAUAUACUGCCCUAGGUGUGAAGAUCUUUACUAUCCUCGGUCCAAGUAUCAAGGCAGUAUCCUUAUAUCUAUUGUUGAAUUUUUCUGUUGCAGAUUUAAGCUGAUGAUGCAACUUUGCAUCACCGUGUCACUGAGAAAUUCUGUUUCUAUUCUCUUGUGCCGCUUAUUUCAUCCCUGCUUUUUAGCUUCAUUUUUCAGCCUAUUGUAUAAGUAGUUUGUUUGUUUGUGGAGAUGUUUUUUUUGCAGUUUGCUUCCCAUUUACAUAUAUAAGCUUGUUUUUGCAAUCUGGAAAUAAAAAAAAGAAAGGAUUGCAUAUGGAUCAUAAACUGCUUCCUAAACAUCAUUGACCAUAUGUAAUAAUAACUGGAAACUCUGAUAACUUCUCUGAAAAUAUUUCCUGUACUUGGAUACGUUGUCAAUGUAGACAAGACUAUACUGGUUCAUAAUGGAAUAACAUAAAGUAAGAUUAGAAGUUUGAAACAAUGAAUGGUUUAAUUUUAACUAGCAUGGUUCAUAAUUUAGAUCUCUUAGAAAUAUCUGAUCUGGAAAGUGUUUGGUGACUGUGUAAUCAAUACUGGAUUUUCUUCUUUGACAAAAACUAUAUAUGCAAUUGUACUUUCAGCUGUUGUAUGCCUCAGGCAUAACUUUAGUUUCUCACAACUUGGAUGAGUAUGUUUAGAGAAAAAGCUGUAUAAGAGUUAACAGUUUUUUGGAGUUGUCAAAUUGUUGGAAGACCACUUUUCUCUUACUCAUUGUAAUUCCUGAUAUGUAUAUGUGAUUUUUGGGAUGACUGAAUGCCACUAUGCUUUUAGCUAUAUAAUUGGUUUCCAUUUUUGGUGGACAACUCCUGUAGUUCCUUGAGUCUUUCUAGACAUUGAUGGAGCUUAUUUUGGAACAACAUUUCCACAUCUCUUCCUGAUGACAUAUGGACAACUGAAGCCACAGAAACCAUCACAGGGCUAUGUUCCAAGAGUUUUUGGAUUCAAAAUUCACAAGUCAUGAAGCUGAAGUUAAAGCUUUCAAGAGUAAGAUCCUGCCCAUGUCUCAUUUAGCUCUUGUAGUACUCCUUGCAACAUCAAGUGGAUCAUAAGCUUUCCAAACCAGUACAAUCUAGACAUCCGUUUUACUUGUUUUAGGAGCGUGUUGUAAAGAAAUAUGCACACAUGUGAAGCAAGUGCUUAGUUUCACUUUCAGCUUCAAAUUCAAGGACCAAGUGCUUAGGUGCUUGACAACACUUUUUAAUGGCUUAUUACAAAUUGUAUUUUUGCAAUUAACUUAAUGUUCUCUGUGCUUAUGUCUCAAAUUACAGACCCCCUGCUAUUUUUAUAUUGUUUCAUUCCAUUACCCCCAUUUCCAUAGCCCUUGAAUUUGUGGAUUUGAUGUCAAUGGAUUGAUACAUUUUACUGAAUUUAUAGGUUCACUUGACUUGAUGGUAAACUCGUCUAUCCAACAUUAAUAUUGAUUAUAUGGAAUAUGAAUGCAGAAUAUGUCCC
This is a messenger RNA of Abrus precatorius (Indian licorice), 2233 nucleotides long. Its product is annotated as putative casein kinase II subunit beta-4. NCBI's taxonomy places the organism in Eukaryota, Viridiplantae, Streptophyta, Magnoliopsida, Fabales, Fabaceae. Bases 151 to 954 code for a protein of 267 amino acids. Gene Ontology annotation, cellular component: protein kinase CK2 complex; cytoplasm. Gene Ontology annotation, molecular function: protein kinase regulator activity. The transcript has 4 exons. The record is from RefSeq and is a predicted model, not a curated record.